CCUGCAGAGCUGUACGAAGUGGGACAGACAAAGAGAACACACAGCCAGACUGACUUCAAACAUACACACUGGGCCGCACAUCAUCCUCACACACACUGUACAUUUCUGUGGUGUUAUCUCUCAUAACACACUCCGUCAGCAGCAGCAGCAGCAGCAGCAUGUUUUGGCAGAGGUUCCCCCAGGCAGUGUGUGUGCUGUCAGUCUGUGCGUGUCUGGCCUUCACCUAUGACGAUGAUAUUGAGGUCAACUACGCCGACACCUACUACAAUGAAAUCACAGAUGGAGACACACCAGAACCGACACCGAGCCAAGCCCCCUGUAGCUCUCCAGACCUGAGUAAAUGGGACAAACUCUUCUCAAUGCUGGAGAACAGUCAGAUGAGGGAGAACAUGCUUCUUCAGUUCGCCGAUGACAUCAUGAAGGGGGAGAUGGAGUCUCUACGAAGUGAAAUGCUCAGGUUUGUGGCGAAGUAUGGAGGGUCCUGUGGGGUUGCCGUGGAGACAACAGGAAGAAAGAUGGUCUUGCAGUUGGAGGCUCGUCUCAGAGAAGCCCUGGAUCGCUUCAGACCUCAAGGAGAUCCAACCUGGAAUUCUGCUGGGAUCCACUUGGAGGCGAUGCUCCAGCAGCUCCUCUCUGCAGCACAAACACAAGCGUCCCGACUCGCUAAACUGGAGACCAGCUGCUUCAGCAGUCCAGCAACUGGGGUAGGGGUGCAUUCAAAGACGGGAUUCCAGCUUCCGGGGGGACACCAAGAACAAGAGGUGGCAUCCCAAGAGGUGGCUUUAGAGGCAGCGCUGGUGGCCCUGCAGCAGACGAAGGUGGAGCUUGAGGAGGUGCUGAGGUCAUCCAAGCAAAGAAGUCUACCUGCAGGCUGUGAGAUGGCCCUUCUCUUCCCCAUGCGUUCCAGUCGAAUCUACACCUCUGUCAUCCCAGACGUUCCUCUAUCGCUGACCUCCUUCACUGUCUGUAUGUGGGUGAAGCCGACCGUUGUCUCCAACAAAACUGUACUCUUCUCAUAUGGAAAUCGCCGGAACCCGUACGAGAUCCAGCUGCUGCUCGGCCAAACCUCAGCCCUGUUCACCAUCGGAGGAGAGGCUCACCUGGUGGAGGCGCGAAAUGUGGUGAAUCCUAGGGGUCCAUCGAAAUGGAUCCACUUAUGCGGAGCCUGGAACUCCGAGCACGGCCUGGCGAGCUUGUGGGCUGGUGGUAAACAGGUCGCCAUCACACCCGGCGUGGCUGAGGGACACAUCAUACCUGAUGGAGGCUCGCUCCAGCUGGGACAGGAGAGGAACGGCUGCUGCCCUCAGAGUCCCAGUAGCGGCCGUGGGAUGCCAGGGUUCGAGGCGAGCUUCGAUCAUAAGCUGGCAUUUGCGGGGAAGAUGACAGGUGUGAACAUGUGGAACAGGGUGCUGUCCGAGGAUGAGAUGUCCCAGCUUGCUUUGCAGGACGGCCAGGGCUGUGAGCAGAGGGGGAACAUGGUGGCGUGGGGCCUGACGGAGAUGUUGCCACAUGGAGGCGCUCAGUUCAUCAACUAACACAAUCUUCAAGGUGGAAAUUUUCAUCGGCACCAUCAUAGUCAUCGUCAUCACGAAUAUCAGCAACAUCGUAAUAAGCUUCCAUGCUAAACCUGAAGAAAACAUCAUUACCGAUAUAUCGUCCUGUCUCCUACAAUUCAAUAUUCUAAUUAGUGUCAUUUCCUUCAUCACCUUCAUUGCUCAUCGUGAACACUAACAGUGCAGUGAACUCUGCUGGAAAUGAUGCACACAAAUGAGAGGAAGUCAAUGCUGUGAGAGACUCAAGUUUAUUUUUGUAAUAAUUUCUAUUGAAUUGAUGCCAUAAAACUCAUGCGCACUCAUAAUCAGACUAGAGAAGUUGUAUUGUGGCACAGAACGUGCUGCAUGCACUUAAUUAGACUUCAAGAAAAACAGAGCGUCUAUUGUUAAAGUGGGUUCUGAGCCAGUAAACAGGAGUAAUCACUGGCCAGCCAUGCGGGAAAGGAAAAAAAAAACGUGGUCACAGACAAUUACAAGGAAUUAUCUUGUACCGAAGAGGGUUUUUUGGCAUAGUAAUACCUUUUUCCUCUGUCUUUAUCAACUUGUAAAUGGCCCCUUUGCAUUUUGAAUGGUGAAAACCGAUGGAAUUGUUACAGUUAUUCUAACAAAAAUGUUUAACCUAUCCAUAUUGAAAUACUGUAGAUACUGAGGGUACCAGUGAAGUAAUGUUCGUUUUUUGUUAGUGUGUUGUAAUGUAAUGUACAACACACAAUAUAAUGUUUCAAACACAUGUUGGACUGAAAACUGCUGUACUUCUUCCUUUAAAGCCGAAUAGGAACUUCUUUAAAAGCUUCAAAUGUUGUAUAAAUGAUAAAAACAACUUAUUAUUUUAACACAUUUGUUGAAAUUGGAAAGGCUUUUAAAGCAUUUCUCUUCCUAUAUUUUCUUGUAUUCUUCCAAGUGUUUACAUUGACAUGAGCUAUUUUAUUUCAUGUCUGCUUUGGUAUUUUUCAGUAGUUCUGUUUUAAUUGUAUGAUAAUAAAUGUGUGUCUUUGUUUUUGAUAAGUAUUAAGAAUGAAUAUGUUCUUUUUUUCAUGUGAGAUGGAAAGUGUGUUUGGAAUUUGAUAAAAGAAACUGAGGACAAUGUUUACACAACCCAACUUUUAUGAACUAAGUUGUCUUGUAUUGUACUGUAAAUGGAUUUUGUUGUUCUUGUUGAUGAACUGAAUGUAUUUUGUACAUAAAUGUAUUGUGCAUAGCAUGACUGGUUGAGUGGUGAGUGAGUUAUGAAUAAAAUUUCAAAAUAUUAAC
Molecule: messenger RNA, 2804 nt
Organism: Sphaeramia orbicularis (orbiculate cardinalfish)
Lineage: Eukaryota; Metazoa; Chordata; Actinopteri; Kurtiformes; Apogonidae
Gene: ptx3a
Product: pentraxin 3, long a
Exons: 4
Coding region: 159-1535 (458 amino acids)
Biological process (GO): innate immune response
Molecular function (GO): complement component C1q complex binding
Source: RefSeq, a predicted model, not a curated record